AUGUCGUGGUCGAAAAAUACGAUUGCAAACAGCCGUCGGACGUCUGAUAAUUUUGAAUUACCACCGACACCGCCGACGCCGUCGUGUCUUCACUUGGAAGGACAGAACCCGAGAUCAACGACAACAGAUUGCGAGAUGACAUCUUCAUGUCACAGGUGGUCCUGGAGCAAUCCCUGCAACGGAUUCGACAUCGCGACCGAUGAAAUCGCCCGUUUACACUCUUCACCAUGUAUCGCGAAUUUUCGUCAAAACACCGAUACCAAUCAAAAUUAUACGUACAGGUGGGAGCAAUAUUUCCAGCAAGAUGCCGCAAAUUGUCAUAGAAUGAUCGAUCCGUCGAAUGAGAAGGAAGAUGUGACAUCUUCGAACGAAUCCAAAGAUUUAUUAUACGAGAAUCAAGAUCGGCAUGGGAUGCCCUCGACAAAUACAGAAACGAUGUUUCGCACUUGGGAGAUGCCUCAUUUGCAGAAUACGAUUAUAAAUUAUGAAGAUAAGAACAAGUAUCAAUUUUGGCAAGAUUCGCAACACAAUGAAAGCUAUGCAAAUUCAUUCUUCGGAGAAAAUACACGUCCGCAUCACCGAGAACAAGAAACGACAAAGAGGACAAGCGAAAAACCGCGGAAGGAGAGAACCGCGUUUACGAAGCAACAGGUGCGUCAUCUCGAGUGCGAGUUCGCGCACAGUAAUUAUUUAACACGUUUGCGUCGCUAUGAGAUUGCAGUAGCACUGGAUUUGACAGAACGUCAGGUAUAUUAUAAAGCAUUUAAUGAACAAAUUAUGGAAUUCCUAUACAUCCAUUUAUCUCGUUCAAUCAUAUUUUUAUAGGUGAAAGUGUGGUU
This is a messenger RNA of Formica exsecta, 839 nucleotides long. It is a transcript of the gene btn, whose product is annotated as homeobox protein Hox-B5b-like. The coding region runs from base 1 to 825 and encodes 274 amino acids. Gene Ontology annotation, molecular function: DNA-binding transcription factor activity, RNA polymerase II-specific; RNA polymerase II cis-regulatory region sequence-specific DNA binding. The transcript is spliced from 3 exons. Gene Ontology annotation, cellular component: nucleus. Gene Ontology annotation, biological process: positive regulation of transcription by RNA polymerase II. Lineage: Eukaryota; Metazoa; Arthropoda; Insecta; Hymenoptera; Formicidae. The record is from RefSeq and is a predicted model, not a curated record.